CUGGGAAGAAACAUGGCAGGAGAGUCAGAGGACGAGAUACCCGAAUCCGGAGCCGUGUUUACCUUUGGAAAAAGCAAGUUUGCAGAUAAUGUACCAAGCAAAUUCUGGCUCAAAAAUGACAAACCCGUGCGGAUCUCUUGUGGGGAUGAACAUACAGCAUUGAUAACAGACAAUGGAAAGCUUUAUAUGUUUGGCAGCAAUAACUGGGGACAGCUGGGCUUGGGCACAAAGACCACGGUGAACAAGCCCACUUGCGUGAAAGCUUUGAAAUCAGAAAAGGUGAAGCUUGCAGCCUGUGGAAGAAAUCACACAAUAGUAUACACAACACGGGGGAACGUGUACUCCGCAGGGGGUAACAAUGAGGGUCAGCUUGGUCUGGGGGACUGCGAAGAGAGGACGUCCUUCCAUCGGGUGGACUUCUUUAGCAGCCACAGACCCAUCAAAAUGCUGGCGGCUGGCUCAAACACCUCCGCCGCUCUCACUGAGGAAGGGAGGCUGUUCAUGUGGGGCGACAACUCAGAAGGUCAGAUCGGCCUGGGGGACGAGAGCAACACGCUGGUCCCUCGGGAGGUGUCCGUGGGGAGGCCCGUCUCCUGGGUGUCCUGUGGAUACUACCACUCCGCCUUGGUCACUGCUGAUGGGGACCUGUUCACAUUCGGGGAGUGUGACAGUGGGAAGCUGGGACUGCCCCCCGAGCUGCUGGACAAUCACAGAGUCCCACAGCCAGUGCUGGCCAUCACCGACAGGGUUACCCAAGUGUCCUGCGGAGGGGGCCACACUGUAGCGCUUACAGAGGACGACCUGUACACGUUUGGGCUGGGACAGUUUGGGCAGCUGGGUCACGGGACCUUCACCUUUGAGUCGCCUCUCCCCAAAGUUGUGGACCACUUCCGGAAGGGGCGGGUCCAGCACGUGAUGUGCGGAGAGAACCACACCGCUGUGAUCACAGACAAGGGACUUCUCUACACGUUUGGAGAUGGACGACAUGGGAAGCUGGGUCUUGGCGAAGAGAAUUUCACUAACCAGUUCAAGCCAACGCUAUGCUCCCGCUUCCUUAAAUACCAUGUACAGGCUGCGACCUGUGGCGGCUGUCACAUGCUGGUGCUGGCCACGCCCAGGCCCAAGGACAUGGAGGACGUGUCCCUGGAGGAGGACGACGUCACAGAGAACUACCUGGAGCGGUCGUACACGGAGCUCCUGGGGGACACCUCCGCCUCCAGCACCCUCAACAGAAGCCUGUCUGCUCGCGUCCGGCGCCGAGAGAGGGAGCGAUCCCCAGAACAGUUCGGGCUGAUGUUUCGCACCCUGCCCCCCCUGACAUCCGGCUACCUGCACACCUCCCUGCCCGUGCCCAGCCAGACGGCACCCCCAAGAGACGCGCCCGACGGACGGGCACGGAACGGCCUCCACCGCAGGAAGGACCCCGCGUCUCCCAGGACGGGAAGGAUGGCGCAUCAGAAAGCCUCCGCUGGUGAAAAUGUGGAAGACAGCGAGAGCUUGAAAGAUUUAGGGAACACCACGGAUGUGCUCAACUUGACCCAUGUGAUGAAGAUGGACCCGAGACAUAAAUCCUUGACCUUUUCUCCGGUUCACAAGGAGAAGGAUCUAGGACACAGAACAGCUGAGGAGAGUGACGGUGAGGAGGAGGAAGAUGAAGACGAGGAGGAUGAGGAGGAGGAGGAGGAGGAGGAGGAAGAGGAAGAGGAGGAUGAAGAGGAAGAGGAUGAGAAAGAUGAGAAGGAUGCAGAGAUCCCUCAGGAACAGGCAGGAGAGAAGGGGCCUCAUCUAGGGCCGGGCAAUGGUCAUACUCCAGGAGCACCACCUCAGGAACCUGAAGUGACAAAAGAAGAAACGGUGGUAGAUGGUGAUCAGAAUGUUUCUGAGGUUCGGCAGAAUCCCAUUUCCCAAACAGAAGCGAAGCCUGACUCCAGUAAUGGACCAGAGAGUGUAACAAAGGGUGUGAAAUCACGAGGCCUUUUUGGGUCCAGCCGAAAGAUCUCUCUGUUCCGACGGUCUCCAGCAGCGGAGGGCAAGCGGGAAGCCGAUAGUGGGGCAGACGGCGUUGGUGGCAGCGCCCAGGAGAAGCAGCUCGCGGACAGCGGCCAGGCCAAGAGCGAGGAGGACGGGGACAGGAGCACCAGCGGUGACGCACCGCUCCGGCCGGAGGCCAGGGGGCAGCAGCGAGCGCAGGGCCCUGGUGAAAAGCCUGCAUCCCGCUCAGCCACCUGUGCUUUGCUGUGAUCAGCAGGCUGACGCUCCAUAUUCACUGUGCCUUGUGUAAAAAAAGA
Molecule: messenger RNA, 2288 nt
Organism: Megalops cyprinoides (Indo-Pacific tarpon)
Lineage: Eukaryota; Metazoa; Chordata; Actinopteri; Elopiformes; Megalopidae
Gene: rpgrb
Product: retinitis pigmentosa GTPase regulator b
Exons: 17
Coding region: 13-2241 (742 amino acids)
Source: RefSeq, a predicted model, not a curated record